UUAAAGUUUAAUAGCCGUUCGUGGCAGCGGCUCCGGGCCGGGGGGAGCGAGGAAGUCGCGUCUUGAGCUAGCUCGUCUUCUUCUCUUCUACCUUUGGCGCAUAGAAAAUGGACAAACGCCAUCUCCCUCCCAAAUUCUCCUCCAUGGCUCAGAAUCAACUGAUCGAUUCCCUCACAUCUCACAUCUCUCUCUACCACUCUCAUUCUUCGUCCUCCUCCAUACCUACUGCUAGCCCUAAUCCUAGGCCCGCGAUCCUCCGAUGGUUCUCUUCUCUCAGCCUCCACCAGCGCCUCUCUCACCUCACCUUCGUUGAUCCCAAGUUCGUCCAAAUUCUACUCCAGAUGCUCGGUUAUAUCCACACCAAAGGCCGUGGCUCUUUCAUCAUCCUCCCAGACCUCCCUUCCUUGGAUCUCCCCGGUCUCUGCUUCAAAAAGUCUCGUGGCUUAAUCUCCAGAAUUGCCCUGUCCAACGUCUCAGAGCGUUGGAUUUUCGACUCCACUCGGCUCUUUGGUUCCACACAAGGCGAAAGGCCCCAAGAUUGCUCUUGCUCCGUCAGUUCUCUCGACUCCGUCGUCAUGGCCGAGGAGUUCCUUGCGAAUGUGGAUCGCUUCGUGGAGACUAUGGAUGCUUUAUCGAAUGGGGCGUUCUUGAGAGGGGAAGAGACAUACCUGGGCUCCGAUUGGGUAGAACUGGAGUGGCUCAAAGCCAAAGGCUAUUAUACCAUGGAAGCCUUCAUCGCCAAUAGGUUAGAGGUAAGCUUAAGAUUAGCUUGGUUGAACACCAAUAGUGGGAAGAAGAGAGGAAUGAAAUUGAAAGAGAAACUGAAUGCUGCCGCUGCGGCAGCGAAUGCGUAUUGGAGGACCAAGGCAUGUGCUGAUUGGUGGCAGAAUCUGGAUGCCGCGACACACAAGAACAUCUGGACUUGUUUGCUCGGCAAGUCGGCCAAGUCUGUGGAACUUAGGGUAAACUUGCAUACAGGACGUCUCUGUCAUUCUGGUGUGAGCUCUGCCGCUAUGUUCCAUUACAUGUUAUACAAUUUGUGUAUUUGCGAUUUGAUUUUUCCUAGAUUUCCCUUGUCGUUGCAAUCUCAGAUAUAUGAGAUUCUUAGAGAAGCAAAUCAAGCACCGCAGGGAGACAUGUGGCUCUUCAAUUUUGCAAGGGAAGGGCGUACAGAAACUUCUGCUUCAAGGAUUUUGGGGCAUGCCUCUGUAUCAAGGAGACCUAAUACCGUAGCCAGUAAUUUAAGCGGCUUAUACGUACUUCAAGAAUUUGCUUCAUUUCUCAUCUCAUGUCAAAAUGGCUCAGUUUCAGUACAAAGUGUAUUCUUCAGCUCAUUGGGUUCUCUCACAACCUUAGUUGACUGCAUAUUAAGAAAGCUACGGGGUUUUCUUAUGGCAAUCUCCGUUGAUUCUGUUAAACUUGAGCUUCUUGAACAAAAUACUCACAACUGUUCCCCGAGUUCAUCUUCCAAGCAGAGGCUUGGUUCAACCAGCCGUAAACACAAAGGAAAGACCGGGAAGAUGAAAAAGCCAACCCCGGAGGCUAAAUCUGAUAAAAUCGUGAAUUUGUCCUCGAAAAGCAUAAAGAAAGAUCAAGCUAACGUGGAAUUUAACAAAAACAAAGAUGCGGUAGAAUGCAAGAAAGUUACUACAGCAUCAACAGUUAUCAAUUGUUCUGAGGCCUCCGCAGUAAAUGUGGGGGUUGUCCCAGGGUUGGUUGCCAGGAAAGGAAGAAGUAAAAAUAAAAGGAAAGCAAAGAAUAAGAAUAAGAAGUGUACAAGUUUGGAAAACACCGGGGCAGUGAAUAAGGCCGUAGUGAAUAGUUCAGCCAUCCAAAAAGCUCCCGAAUGUGAUUUAAGUCGUACUUCUGCCAAUCAGCUUCCUGAGGAAGAUAUAGAUGCUGAGAGUAUUGGAGAGCAUGGUUCAGUUAGCUGUGAUAGGAGUGGCUCAGGGACAGGUGCAUCUGUGAAUGGUGCAGUUAAAUGUGAGAAUUAUGGAGAGGAAGAAUCGCACGGAAAAGCUGGAACGUAUGUGAUUUCAUCAGCUUUGACUUCUGCGGAUUCUGCCGGUACUUCAAGCUGUGAGAACGUGACUAAAAAGACUUGCUGUUCAGGUGAACGUAAAGACAUGAAAAUGUCUAAUGGACGAUCCAGAACUUUGGAGGAAGGGGAAUCCCAUCGGAUUCACCAUCGGAAAAGAGAAGCAGCAGGUUAUGGUAUUGCCUCCAGCAGUUCAGAAUUUUUUUCUUAUGAGUGGCCUGCCAUAGCUCCCAUGUACUUUCCACAUGUUAAUUCUCACCUUCCAACUGCCACUGAUAGGCUGCAUCUUGAUGUUGGUCACAAUUUGCAUGCAUACGUACGCCAACCUUUCGUGCCAACUGUACAUCAUGCUAGAAAUCCUUCCAUUGAAGGUGCCCACAAACAAGUUCUUUCUCGACCAAUGCCCAUGAGUCUAGAUUGGCCUCCCAUGGUUCAUAGCAAUUGCGGCUUGACAACAGCAUUUCCCUGCAAUUAUGAUUCUGGAAUUCUUGUGGACAUUCCUGAACAGAAAAAUAAGCCCGAGCUAGUGAAUGAAUGCGAGAAUAACUGGAUGUUGGAGGAAGAUUUUGAGAUGCACACUGUUUCUGGAGUAGACUAUAAUCAAUAUUUCGGUGGUGGAGUGAUGUAUUGGAAUCCUUCCGAUCAUCUAGGGACUGGCUUUUCUCGCCCUCCGUCCCUUAGUUCUGAUGAUAGCUCUUGGGCUUGGCAUGAAGCUGAAAUGAAGAGGUCUGUUGAUGACAUGGUUGCUUUUUCGUCUUCUUACAGCACAAAUGGACUAGCGUCUCCAACUUCGGCGUCGUUCUGUUCCCCUUUUGAUCCGUUGGGCCCGGCAAAUCAGCCUCUCGGUUAUGUUGUGCCAGGUAAUGAAAUAUCUACUAAAGUACUCCAAGCUCCCCCAACAACAAGUGAAGCUGCAGGUGAAGAGGAAGUCUCUGGAACUUUGGCUAGUUUACCAGUGGAUGUUGAAGGAAUUUCAGGAGACGCACAUACUUAUCCGAUUUUGCGUCCUAUCAUCAUCCCAAAUAUGUCAAAAUCAGAAUACAAGCGUAGUUAUGAUACCAAAAGCCCAAAUGUUCCACCUACAAGGCGCGAGCAUCCUCGUAUAAAGCGGCCUCCAUCACCUGUAGUACUAUGUGUUCCACGUGCUCCUCGUCCACCACCACCUUCUCCCGUGAGUAACUCAAGAGCACGGCGAGGUUUUCCAACUGUGAGGUCUGGAAGUUCAAGCCCAAGACACUGGGGUAUGAGAGGCUGGUUUCAUGACGGUGUAAACUGGGAAGAACCUUGUGGAGCGGAGGUUGUUUGGCCCUGGAGAAACAAAAGCCUUGCAGUCAGGCCGAUCAUUCAACCUCUACCUGGGGCCCUCCUGCAAGAUCACUUAAUUGCAAUGUCGCAACUAGGCCGAGACCAGGAGCAUCCUGAUGUGGCCUUCCCUCUGCAACCACCCGAGUUAUUGAACUGUCCAACUCAAGGGGAAUCUCUAUCAUCAAUCCACGGUCUUCUUAAUGACGAAAUAGAUUUUUUCUGCAAGCAGGUCGCUGCAGAGAAUAUGGCCCGUAAACCUUAUAUCAAUUGGGCGAUUAAGCGGGUUACCAGAUCUCUCCAAGUUCUGUGGCCCAGGUCUAGGACGAACAUAUUUGGUUCUUCUGCAACUGGUUUGUCCCUCCCUUCUAGUGAUGUGGACCUUGUGGUUUCUCUUCCUCCAGUGAGAAAUUUGGUGAGCAAACUUAAAAACAUUCCCCUUAUGCAUUACUUCUUGAACCGGAAGCUCUUAUACAUAUACCAACCUCAGGAACCUAUCAAAGAGGCAGGAAUUUUGGAGGGUCGCAAUGGUAUAAAGGAGACAUGCCUUCAGCAUGCAGCCAGGUAUCUCGCGAACCAAGAGUGGGUAAAAACUGACUCUCUGAAGACAGUUGAAAACACAGCUAUACCAAUUAUCAUGCUUGUUGUGGAAGUCCCUUGUGAUAUGGUAUGCAGUUUACAGUCACCAAAAGAUGGCAAAGAGUGUAUCACCGUUGACCAGGACAGCAAUAGUAUCACUGAAAUAGUUGGAUUUGAAGAGACUGCAGCAGCCAACUCUUUGCCGAUAAACCCUGGAAACUUGGCAAAUGCAAAGUCUGUCCGUCUUGACAUCAGUUUCAAAACUCCAUCCCAUACGGGUCUUCAAACCACACAACUGGUCAAAGAUCUGACAGAGCAAUUUCCAGCUGCCACGCCACUUGCUUUGGUGUUAAAGCAGUUUUUGGCUGAUCGUAGCCUGGAUCAAUCAUACUCUGGGGGAUUAAGCUCUUAUUGCCUGGUCUUACUGAUUACACGUUUUCUUCAGCAUGAGCAUCAUCUGGGGCGCUCUAUCAACCAAAACCUUGGGCGGCUUCUAAUGGAUUUUCUUUACUUUUUUGGUAAUGUGUUUGACCCUCGCCAGAUGCGUGUUUCAGUGCAAGGAAGUGGUAUCUAUAGGAAUCGGGAGAGGGGUUAUAGUAUUGAUCCGAUACACAUCGAUGACCCUCUUUUUCCAACAAAUAAUGUCGGGAGAAAUUGCUUCCGUAUACAUCAAUGUAUUAAGGUAAAUUGGAUCCUGCAUUUUCUGAAGCAUACUCUGUUUUGGAGAAUGAGCUCACAUGCAUUACUAGUUCUAGUGAUUCGUGUGGAAAACAGCUACACAAUUUGCUUCCCAAAAUCAUCCCAAGUAUCAUUUCAUCUUAGGAUUCCAGAUGUGUUUUCGGUGGCGCACAAGCUCUUGAAGUUGCAAGCUGCUGCCGAUGAUGAUGAUGAUGAUGAUGAUGAUGAUUGCAAGUUUGCAACUGCCCUGGCUAUGGGAUUCGAGGCUGGGAAGCUUACUUACCUCUGUGAGUCCAAAAUGUUAUUGUGAAGAUAGGCUUCCGCAACAUAGACCAGAUUUGCUUACAUGGUGUUGUUGAUGUAACAAAAGACUAGAUGGUAAGUAAUAGUAGCUGCAUUCAAUUGCAUAUUUGCACAUAGUUAGAUGACUCAGCAUAUGCUUGGCCAGCACCCAGCCUAAGUAAGAAAAUGCAGUGGUUGAAGAGAGAGAUGAGAGCCAUAUAAAAAAAAAGAGACAACAAUGGGAGAUUAAGAACAUGCCUGCGGCUGAUUUGAGAGAUGAUGUAAGUCGCAAGUCAAGUGGGCAGAAGUAAAGUAAUGUUGGAUAUGACACAUUGUUUUGUAGGCAUGGCUGGGCUUAGCUAGUGAUAUCGAGGAAUGUUUUGGGAGAGAGGAAAACAAAGUAGGGGAAUAUCAGUGAGUGAGUGUGACGACGACCUUUUCUUCGUUUGAGGAAAAUUUAAGCCAAUGUAUGAUGGCGAAUGUGCCUUUUGUUCCUUGUAAAGAUAAACAAGAGAUUAGAUAUAGCUCGUGCUUCUCAUCUUUCCCACUCCAUAAACCGUUCACCUUUUUUCCCACGUCUUUUGCUGUAAAGUAAAGUACACAAACCAAAGAAUACGUAACUUGAAGCCCAAAGAAUGAGAGAAUCGUACGAUUCGAUGCAGCAGC
Thlaspi arvense is the source of this 5545-nucleotide messenger RNA. The record is from the annotation of a GenBank genome assembly. NCBI's taxonomy places the organism in Eukaryota, Viridiplantae, Streptophyta, Magnoliopsida, Brassicales, Brassicaceae.